CUCACCUCUUCGACACAGCGAUCACGUCGUUUUUCUGGACCUGAAUUAGCCACAGAGUCUCAUCGCCAACCGAGCGUACGAUUCCCUGCACAACCCACGCCCCCCGUAUCUCCUAAUGUUACUCCCGUGACCGAGCCCGCUCAAAGUCGCAUCCCACAGCGAUCACGUCGUUUUUCUGGACCCGAAUUAGCUACAAGAGCAUCAGAGGUUGUUGUAACGCCCGUUGUAAUUGACCCUAAUGAUGAUACCGAUUCUCUUCGUCACAAAGCCAGAAUUGAAGGGAAUCGCAUGGAAGAAUGUUUCAAUCAAAGCUGCGAAGCGUACGCUUGUGACGAGCGAAGGCUCGCUAAACAGCUUUCCCUGAGGGGUGAGGCGUACAAAGCCAACAUGGAGCUCUUAGAUAAGGAAGCCAGCACAAAGAUAUUUCAAGAGAAUAAUAAAGGACUCGGGCCCAACACGAUUGAUCUUCACCGACUCUCUGUCUUCGAAGCCAAGGCAUACUUCGACGAUGCUAUUCAAGGGGUUCGGGACCGUGGAGAAUUGUCACUUCGUGUGAUCGUAGGAAAGGGAAUUCACUCCGAAAAUAACAUUGCCAGGAUCAAACCUGAAAUCCAAGAAUAUGGGAGAAGUUUGGGUUUGACUGUUGAAGUGGAUUCACGCAAUGAUGGCUGCCUUGUUGCGAAGAUUAAUGAUCCCAGCUAAGUUGAACGACAAUUUUUUGCGAUCCCCAUGUACCCCUUUUUUGUGUUAUUCUUCCUCUUUUCAUACUCGAGUGUGUACGAUACUAU
Suillus subalutaceus is the source of this 788-nucleotide messenger RNA. RefSeq lists its product as uncharacterized. The record is from RefSeq and is a predicted model, not a curated record. The transcript is spliced from 6 exons. The coding region runs from base 289 to 702 and encodes 137 amino acids. NCBI's taxonomy places the organism in Eukaryota, Fungi, Basidiomycota, Agaricomycetes, Boletales, Suillaceae.